AUGGGUGUUCAACGUGGUGGUCAGGCCAAGGCUGGCUCCUCCAGUCCUAUCAACCCUCUCGUGCAGGAGUUUGGACCACUUCAUGUUCUCGACGACUUGAUCCGGUUACGAGCCUCUGAUGCAGUUCAACAUCCGAUUCUGGCCUAUCCUCGUGUGGAGUGUGAUGCGGGCUCGUUUGACUAUUAUACGGGGCAGGACUUGGAUGAUAUGAUCAACCAGGCGGCGACCACUCUGAUGGAUGAUGGCUUCCAGCCGGUGUUGAAAGAGGGAUCUAUCGUUGCUCUCCUCACCACAUCCGACAUCAACAUGGUCGUCGCAUUCUUUGCCCUAAGUCGACUGGGAUAUACUGUCAUGAUGCUUUCCCCGAGACUGUCGGGCGAGGCUUGUGUGGAAUUACUGGACGCAGUAGGGUGUCAUUCCGUCAUUUACGGCAAAUCGUCCAGUAUUCGCAACACGCUGGGUGAGAUCCUGCAACGAAGACUUGUGAGUUGUCGUCCCAUGCUCGUGUGCUCGGGGGAGAGUAUAUCAGAGUCAUCGUUUCUAGUCUUGAAGCGCAACCGUAAUCCGGACAAGAUUGCGAUCAUUCUUCAUUCUUCGGGGUCCACGGGCACUCCAAAACCACUCUUCCUCACGCAUCGAGCGUUGAUGACCCAUCCACUACGCGGCCCGGGACUCACUUCGUUUAAUCCUCUUCCCUGGUAUCAUCUUCACGGGUUAUCCACUGCAUUGCAGACAAUGUGGAUGCGCAAGAUUGCCUACAUGUGGAACGCCGCCCUUCCAUUGACAGCUGAUCUUUUGGUGAUUGCUCUGGAGGAAGCAGAACCAGAGUCCAUCGCCGCAGUUCCGUAUAUGCUUCAACUGUUGGUCGACGACACUCGAGGAAUCGUGGCCCUCCAGCGUUGCAAGCUCGUCACUUAUGGAGGUGCUCCGUGUCCAGAUGAAUUGGGAGAUCGGCUGGUCAGGGAGGGUGUCCAUUUCGGAGGAUCCUUUGGCUUGACAGAAGCCGGACUUGUUGCCGAAUCAAUCUCACGGCCGAAUGGAGAUCCUCACUGGAACUAUCUACGGUUUUUUGACAACAUUGCUUCUUAUAUCUGGAUGAAACCUAUAUCGCAAACAGAGUCCCUUUAUGAGUGUGUCUAUCUGACUGGUCAUCCAGCCUUAACGGCCUCGAACUCCGAUGAACCACCAGGGUCAUUCCAUUCCAAGGACGUAUUCACUCCUCAUCCAACGAUUGCAAAUCGCUGGAAGUAUAUCUCGAGGUUAGAUGAUCGCAUCAACCUCAUCAAUGGUGAAAAGGUCCUGCCGCUUCCUAUCGAAGGCCGCAUCAAACAGCAUCCACUCGUUCAUGAUGCUGUUGUGGUCGGACUGGGAAAGUCGGCUCCUGGUCUUUUGAUCUUGCGAACCUCUGGGCCUGAAACGGACCGUCUUUCGGACGAGAAAUAUCUCCGUAAAAUCUGGCCAACUAUUCAAGAGGCCAACUCGCAUGCUGAAGCUUUCUCUCGAAUAUCCCGUGAUUUAGUUGCUGUCUUGCCUUCUGAUGCGAAGUUUCCGCGAACCGACAAAGGAUCCAUGAUCCGGGCCAAAGUUUAUCAGCAGUACCAAGAUCUCAUUGAAAGCCUUUACGUCAGGGAGAAACAGAUGGAGGGAGACCUCGAGUUAGAUGUCGCCGGAACAGAGUCUCUUCUCCUCGAAAUGGCUCGGGAAGAGCUUGGAAUCUCAAUGUCAAGACCAACCGCCAACUUUUUCUCUGAAGGAGUUGAUAGUCUAAAAGCAAUUCACUUUCGACGGCUUAUUCUUCAGCGCUUCAAAUUUCAAGACAGUCACAGUCUCACUCAGAAUGUCAUUUUUGAUGCAGGGAAUAUGUCACGGUUGGCUCAACAUAUUUGCGCUUUGCAAGCAGGAGACAUGGUUACGAGCAACAAUAAUGCGAUACAGACAAUGACAGACCUGGUUCAGAAAUACUCCGUAUUCCAACGACAUCAGCCUCGAGAACGGGGGUAUCCGGAUACCACGAGUGUGCUUUUAACAGGAGCAACCGGUUCAAUCGGUGCGCAUAUAUUGUUUGAGCUCCUCCAUGAUGAUUCUGUGUCCACAAUCUAUUGCCUUACAAGGCGCUCAUCGUCGCUCGAGGCAAUCAUCAACACGCUGGUGGAAAAGGAUCUAGAUGUCAGCCCGGAGCAGAUGACAAAGAUCAUCGCACUGAACAGCUCUCUUGAUGAGUCCAAUUUCGGUCUUGGCUUGAAAGCAGACAUGUUCGAACAUAUGCUUGACUCGGUCUCUCUGAUAAUUCACACUGCAUGGCCCGUCAACUUCAAUCUCCCUCUGUCGCAAUUCGAACCGCAUAUUCGGGGACUCUAUAACCUGAUUCAGUUCUCACUCUCCGUUCAUAGAUGGGAGCCUGCCGUAGUAAUGUUCUGCUCCUCUGUCUCAACUGCACUUGGCUCACCAUCCGAUGAGAUACCAGAGGAGCCAAUUGCAUUGGAUCAUGCGUUCAUGGGCUACGGACAGUCCAAGCUUGUUGGAGAGCAUAUCGUGAGCAAUGCACGCCUGAGUGGUGCAAGAGCAUAUUCACUUCGGAUCGGACAGGUCUCGGGUCACACCAAGAAAGGCCUUUGGAAUGACUCCGAGGCUCUCCCGCUAAUGGUUCGCUCGGCCCUCACCAUCAAAGUGCUACCAGUACUAGAUCAGGAAUGUUCCUGGCUCCCGGUGGACAGGCUUGCCUGCAGCAUUCUUGAGUUAGCAAAGACCUGCUCUUCGCAAACCAAAAUUGAAGACACCCAGGAAUCGGGUUCAUCUCUCGCAAAGAGCGAUGACUCUAUUUACAAUGUGUGCAAUUCGCGCGCAUUCCCUUGGAAAUCCUUACUAGACACUCUUAAGAUGAAUGGGUUUGAGUUUGAGGCACUGCCUUUCGAGGAGUGGUUGCAUAAGCUUCGUGAGAGUGAGGCCAGGGGUGAAGAGCACGCCAAUCCAGCGGUCAAGCUGAUUCACCACUAUGAGCAAAUGCAUCGAAUGAGAUCAUCUGCUGAUGCAAGUACAUGCAAGAGGUACAACACGGACAAGGCUGAGAGAGAUAGCUUGACGCUGCGAAAUGGGCGAUUGAGAAUUGUUGAUGAUGGAAUUCUCAACUGCUAUGCCCAGGACUGGUUGACAAGGUGGAAAUAG
Penicillium nucicola is the source of this 3162-nucleotide messenger RNA. RefSeq lists its product as uncharacterized. NCBI's taxonomy places the organism in Eukaryota, Fungi, Ascomycota, Eurotiomycetes, Eurotiales, Aspergillaceae. Gene Ontology annotation, molecular function: phosphopantetheine binding. The record is from RefSeq and is a predicted model, not a curated record. The transcript is spliced from 4 exons. The coding region runs from base 1 to 3162 and encodes 1053 amino acids.